Molecule: messenger RNA, 1181 nt
Organism: Brassicogethes aeneus
Lineage: Eukaryota; Metazoa; Arthropoda; Insecta; Coleoptera; Nitidulidae
Source: the annotation of a GenBank genome assembly
GGAAUUAUGAAUAUAACCUAUUUAUUUAUUUAUAUGUAAUUUUUACGACUGACGAGACUUAUUUUAUUUAUGUUAAUAUUAUAUCGCAAUUUUAAUAUUUGUCACAACUUUACCACUUUAGUUACAAAAGUAAAAAUGUCUCGCCCAACGGUGUUAAUGUCCUCUCCAACCAUACCAAAAAUUGCCUUUGACUUAUUGGAAACAAGAUGUAAUUUGGUGAGAACCACAACCGACUCCAAAAAUGAAAUUCUGGAAAAAGUUAAAGGCGUUGACGCUAUUUUUUGGGCAUCACAUCUACCACUAAAUAAAGAAGUAUUGGAAAAUGCUGGUUCUCAGAUGAAAACCAUUGGUACAAUGUCUGCUGGAUUCAAUCACAUUGAUAUAGGAGAGUUGAAAAGCAGGGGAAUCAAAUUGGGGAAUACCCCAGAAGUUUUGAAUGAUGGUGUUGCAGAUGUGGCUGUUCUUUUAGCUUUGGGAGCUUCCAGAAGAUUGCAAGAAGGAAGAUUGAAAAUAGAAAACAAUGAAUGGAACUCUCAUAACCAAUGGAUGCUGGGCCAGGACAUUUCAGGCUCAACAGUUGGUAUCAUUGGCCUUGGAGGAAUCGGACAAGCAAUCGUAAAACGCCUGAAGCCCUUCAACGUCGCCAAAUUUAUCUACACAGGCCACAAGGAGAAACCGGAGGGCAAAACUCUGGGAGCUCAUUUCGUAGACUUGGAAACAUUGAAUAAGGAAAGCGAUUUUAUUAUUGUGGCUUGCCCGUUAAACGAUGAAACUAGAGGAAUGAUUAACGAUGAUUUUUUGAGUAAGACCAAGAAGACUGCUGUUCUGGUGAAUAUUAGUAGGGGUGACGUUGUUAACCAAGAAGCUUUGAUAAAGGCUUUGAAGGAAGACAGGCUUUUUGCUGCUGGGUUGGAUGUAAUGACUCCUGAACCUCUUCCUUCUAACCAUGAACUUCUUAAGAUGCCGAAUGUUGUUCUUAUGCCGCAUCUAGGUAGCGCCACUAAGAAGACCAGAGAUGCGAUGGCGGAACUGACAGCUCAAAAUAUACUGAGAGGAUUGGGUGGGGAACCUAUGUUAACUCCAGUUUGUUAAAUUUAUUUGUUUCUUAUAAAAUAAAUAUUAAUUGAGUGUUUUAUUGUCAUUUACUGUAUUAUCCAAUAAAAAUGUCUAUUUUUAAAGUA